AUGGCGACGUGGAAAGAACAAUAUCUUGCAGCCUUGCAAGCCAGAGACAAGGUGGAGAAAGCAAACCUGGAUCUCUAUGACUAUUGCACCAAGCUUGCAGAUGAGAAGGCUGAGCUGCAGCGAAGGACAUCUGCCCUGGCGCCGACGGAAGAUGUAGAGCCGGUCACCUCCCCGCAGCCUUCACUGAUGGGCAUGGGCAUGGGCUUGAGGAGGGUCGCGUCGCCUGUUGCUAGUCCUGAUUCUCCUUCGCUUGCUCAGAUGCGUCAAGACCUGGCCAAAGCACAACAAGAACGGAGCAAUCUUCAAUCUCGUCUAGAUACUGCUUUACGAGAACUCGAGACAUUGAAAGGAAAGGCUAGAGCGGACAGCAAACGCAUCACUCAGUUGAAUUCGAACUUGUCACAGUUGACUAUCAAGCUGAGAGAUCGAGACGAAGAGUUGAAAGGCAAAGCCAAGUUGAUAGAAAACGUCCAAGACGAGAAUGUGACCUUGAAUCUUCAACUCAAUAUGGCCGAGGAGCAGUCCGGCAAAUUGAGAAAGGAAAACAAGGAUCUUGUUGAUCGAUGGAUGGCAAGAAUGGGCAAGGAGGCUGACAGGAUGAAUGAAGAAAACAAAUUCGGCUAA
Molecule: messenger RNA, 624 nt
Organism: Rhinocladiella mackenziei CBS 650.93
Lineage: Eukaryota; Fungi; Ascomycota; Eurotiomycetes; Chaetothyriales; Herpotrichiellaceae
Exons: 2
Coding region: 1-624 (207 amino acids)
Source: RefSeq, a predicted model, not a curated record